GCGCAAGACACGGAGUGACGUGACGAAUCCCGAGAGGAGGAGCAGGAGGACGUGCAGGAUACCUAUAGUCUUGCGUGGGCUACUAGUGUAGGGGUGCAGACAGACGAUUUUGUGGUGGAAGCGGCCGGAGACAUGGUGUUGACGGCUAGGAAGUGGGUGGUAGACGAGUCCAGGGCGAGGAAAUGGGCCGCCUCCAAGAAGUUCACCAGAUCUUGGAAGUAGCAGGUUCGGGGCGCAUCGUGCUACUGCUCGACUUGCCGAUUAGGCUGCUACGAUGACUGCAGGGUAGCGAAGGUGUACCCCGACUUGGUUGGCGAGGUGAUGGAGAAGUCGGGAAAAGAGACGGUUGGGAGACGCACGCUUGGGACUCAAUUGACCGGAGUUAUUCUUCCGGUCAUAUCUUCGGACGAGUCCCCAGUAGCGCCUACGCUUGACGAGACCAUGCGGGAGGAGGAGGAGGAGGAGGAUGAGGUGGAGGAGGAGGGGGAGCGGGAGGAAGCGCAAUACGAAAGCUCAAGAGGUUGCGUAGGUAUCGCGAAGAGGAGGUUCCCGGAGGUGGGAUGGACGUGGUUUGUUCUACCGGAAUAG
Molecule: messenger RNA, 588 nt
Organism: Ectocarpus sp. CCAP 1310/34
Lineage: Eukaryota; Phaeophyceae; Ectocarpales; Ectocarpaceae
Source: the annotation of a GenBank genome assembly